AUGCCUCAUGAUAAAGUAGGUAAUCAGAUUUACAAGUAUAGGGGUGUUAUUAAAGAUGUUGCAACUAAGUAUCAUCGUAGUUUUGCAUUGACUGAUAAAUCUUCUAUGCAAAUGGGGACAGAAUAUUUAGGGGAUUCUGAACGUGAUUAUAAAGAAUUUGAAAAGCAUUCUAGUAUUCAGCAAGAUGCUAUGGAUUUUUUGUUACUUUUAUCAAAUUGUUCUAGAGAUUGGGUUAGAAGUCUUUAUGUUAAUGAUGACAUAUUUAAUAGUACUCCUACUCAGUUAAUAGAUAUGUCUCCUAAUGAGGUGGUAGAAAGAUCACUUAAUAGGGAGAAAAUAAUUGCUAAGUCAGCU
Messenger RNA from Funneliformis mosseae, 354 nucleotides. Lineage: Eukaryota; Fungi; Glomeromycota; Glomeromycetes; Glomerales; Glomeraceae. The record is from the annotation of a GenBank genome assembly.